AUGGCAGGAUCAAGUCAUCUCAACUCUGCAUUGGCAGCUGGCUUGGGGUCGGCAAGACAGCGUGGCAUUGGGACGAGAGUGAAUGGAUCGAGGCAAGAUGCUUUACCGACGCUCCACAACUUCGGCAUUGACUUGAUUGACAUAGCGGAAGCAUCUAUCACCGGCCAGUUGGCCGGCGGUCUGCCCCGUAACAAUGUUGUCGUGCAUAUCGAGUACUGUAGCACACCUAUGAAGACGACCAGCUUCGCCCACCCUGUCGUCGGCCCCGUCAUUAGCCUGAGAGGCAGUCUCGGUCGGGCAGGCCUAGGCCGUACUGACAUUUACCCCGUCCAAGGUCUCAGUCAUCUUCAAGCCUGUCACUAG
Molecule: messenger RNA, 363 nt
Organism: Colletotrichum graminicola M1.001
Lineage: Eukaryota; Fungi; Ascomycota; Sordariomycetes; Glomerellales; Glomerellaceae
Product: aldo/keto reductase
Exons: 1
Coding region: 1-363 (120 amino acids)
Source: RefSeq, a predicted model, not a curated record